This is a messenger RNA of Laccaria bicolor S238N-H82, 472 nucleotides long. RefSeq lists its product as uncharacterized. The coding region runs from base 13 to 393 and encodes 126 amino acids. The transcript has 5 exons. NCBI's taxonomy places the organism in Eukaryota, Fungi, Basidiomycota, Agaricomycetes, Agaricales, Hydnangiaceae. Gene Ontology annotation, biological process: DNA-templated transcription; transcription initiation at RNA polymerase II promoter; transcription-coupled nucleotide-excision repair. Gene Ontology annotation, molecular function: DNA-directed RNA polymerase activity; zinc ion binding; nucleic acid binding. The record is from RefSeq and is a predicted model, not a curated record. Gene Ontology annotation, cellular component: RNA polymerase II, core complex.
UUUACUUUCAUCAUGGCUUCCUUGCACUUUUGUUCUGAGUGCAACAACUUGCUUUAUCCGAAAGCGGACCAACACCGUCGCAUUAUGGUCUACGCUUGCAGGAUAUGUCAGUACGACGAGAUCGGCGAGAACAAGUGUGUGUACAGGAAUGAUCUGUUGACGGUGACUAAAGAACAAGUCGGAGUUACGACGGAUUUGGGGGCGGAUCCAACACUCGCUCACUCCAACAUCCUUUGUCCCCGGUGUGGUCAUGAGGAUGCUGUAUUCUAUCAAGAUCAAUCCAAGCGAAAAGAGACGCGCAUGCUCCUUUUCUUCGUCUGCGUCAAGUGCAACCAUAGCUUUACAGACCCAACACUGCCUUCAGAUAGUCGGCCCGACACCGAUGAUGGAUAACAUAGGUGACAUGGGGACAUUUCAGGGACAUGUGAUUGUACAUUAUCAUUCGUUUAUCUAAUUAAUGGUCAGUUAAUUC